This is a messenger RNA of Gasterosteus aculeatus aculeatus (three-spined stickleback), 3535 nucleotides long. The record is from RefSeq and is a predicted model, not a curated record. Lineage: Eukaryota; Metazoa; Chordata; Actinopteri; Perciformes; Gasterosteidae.
ACACACACACGCACAGACAGACAGAGAGAGAGAGAAGGGUCCCUCCCCCGCUGCAGGACGUCACUGAAAGGGAGAGGGCAGCAUGUUGGCUGACCCAGCUCUUUUUGCAGAUAACUCAAUUGAGGCGACCAAACAGGAUCGACCUCUCUCUUUCUGCGCUGCAGCCCUUCAGCCACAGACACGCAGGCGAGGGAGAGGGAUGUCACAGCUGAAAGAAAACCAGUCCACCUCCGCCUGCACGAAGAACACGCACUGCACCGCCAUUCCUCACGCCUACGCACGCGGUAUUCACUUCUUUUACGCGCCGUUCGGAGACAAAUUGGUCCAAUUUUGGCCCCGUUGACCAUCCGUUAUCUGUCAUCCCUCCGAUAGUGGUGAUAAUGCUUCCCAGCCAGCUCGUAACUUCUUCCACCACGCCUUUUUCUGUGAAGGAUAUUCUGAAGUUGGAGUUGCAGCAACAGUCUCAGCAGCACCAGCUCCAGUUUAUCUCCUGCUUCGGUCUCUCCGCUGCGCUUUCACAGCCGGGAGCUUUCCCAAAUAAACCGUUCCGCUCUCACUCUCCGCCCUCUUGCAUGUUGGCUGGAAGGGACAGUCCGAGUCCCAUUAGCUCCGGUGUCUCGGAGGGCGAGGAGAGGAUGUCGUACCUCAACACGCUCACGGUUCAGGACCGACUGGCAGAGUCCGGUCUGCCCGCGGAGAUGUUCGGCAACCCGGCGCAGAACCGCUCCCCGGACCUCCAGCUGGGGACCGAGCAGGAAGACCGCGAUAGCAACAUCCUCACGGGACGUGACGCCCGGGAGAAGCUCGGUACCGGGUUUACGGAGGAGCUCUGCGCGCCGGAGCGCCGCGGAUUCAGCGGGCGCGCCGAGAGAGUCCCCGAACUGACUCAUCCAAACGCGAACGAGAACCGCAUCCAGGCGGAAAUACGUCCUGCUGAUCUCAGGCUCUCCAUCGGACACCUCCGAUCUCACACCUACUGCGAAGAGGCCACGGGACCGGAGACCGAGCUCGGAGAGCAGCAGCCGCACGCCGCGCGGCAGACAGGGGAGGCAGAGGGCGCGCAGGAAGGAUGUCACCACAGCGGCGAGGCGGCCAGCUGUUCCCCCGACGCGCAGCAGUGCAGGCCCGGGACGAAGAAGCGCUCCAGGGCGGCCUUCUCUCACGCGCAGGUCUACCAGCUGGAGCGCCGCUUCAUCGCGCAGCGGUACCUCUCGGGCCCCGAACGAUCCGACCUGGCGGAAGCUCUGAAUCUCACAGAGACUCAGGUGAAAAUCUGGUUUCAGAACCGGAGGUAUAAAACCAAACGGCGCCAGACGGCAGCCGAGCUGGUGGCGUACGGCUCACCGAAGACAGUGGCCGUGAAAGUGCUGGUGAGGGACAAUCUGAAGCAGUACCAGCAGGCUAAUGGAGUACACAUCCCGAUGGCUGUGCCGCAGUACCAGCAACCCUACCAGUACCACCCCUACCUGCACCACUGCUGCCAGCCCUGGAGCAUGAACGGCAUGUCCUGUGGAGGGAUGCUCACGUGACUUGGUGUCUCUCCCAAAUCAAGGUGUUGGCACACCCGAUGGAUUACCUUCUCUGCUCAAACUGCCUGAUUGUUUCACUUUUUUGUUUUCGUUUUGGAUGUCUGUUUGAUUUGAGUGUUUCAAACCAGAGCCUUCGACAUUUUGGCCAGGGGUUAAUAAAUGGUCCUGUACGCCUUAAUCAAUGAAAUAAUAAUAUUAGGACAUUCUGUGUAAGCCCGUAGUGACGAAUUGGUUCAUUAGACAAGUUCUGUGAAUAUAUUAUGGUUUAAUUACACUAUUUUAAAUCAUUCAUGCUUUUUUUGUUUUAUUUGAAUGGGAAAAUUAAUUGUACAGUCAACAAACAGAGCGACAUUUUUAGAGGGACAUUCUUUUUUUGUAAUUUUCACUUUAAACAUUAAUCAAUCUUGGGAGUGUUUAAUUUAAUAACUACAAUUUAAAUGCCAGCAAUUUUCAUGCAAACCCAGAAUAUGUCAACACUUUGCAAUGAUUGCAUUGAUUGAAAAAAUAAAAUAUUUAGUGUUUCUAAAUCUUAAAUUCAGCUCACUUGAUGAAGGUUUUUACCUUUUAAUUAGAGGUUUAUACCAAACAUUAAAAUAUCAGUGGGUGUGAACUUUUGUAUCUUUUAAAAAUAAUUGACAAAAUAUGUGUACAGGAAAUGAAACGAGUCAUGGCUCAUAGUCAACAAUAAUAUGAUCGGAACUAUACGUUGCUUUUUACCCCCUUGAUCCAAUAGGGACCAGACGGAGUAGAGAGGAAUUUAUAAAAAAAACAAUGUGCGAAAGUAUCUCAACAUGCAAGAAGCAGAACCAACAUUCUGACAUUUUAAGUUUGCAUGUAUCAUGUUUAUUGGACAACUUUAUUGAUAAUGAAAACCAACAUAACUCCUGCAGGACUACAUUCUUUAUUUGGGCUACCCUUUAAAAUGUGUGUGUGUGUAUGUGUGUGUGUGUGUGUGUGCGUGCGUGCGUGCGUGCGUGCGUGUGUGUGUGUGUGUGUGUGUGUGUGUGUGUGUGUGUGUGUGUGUGUGUGUGAGCGUGGAUGUUAAAAGGUCCAUGCAGAAAGCAGCUAAUUUAGUUUACUGAUUCCAGUAUUACCAUUACAAAAUGUACCCACUGAACUCGAAUAAGUUUAUAGGGGGAACAUUUCCUUUGAGAUGCUUGUUGUUAAGAGGCCUCCUGGCUGCAUGAAUCGGAGAGGUUGAGCAGACAUUGGAGAUGCGCCGCCCUUCAGCACAAGUUGCACAAGGCAGCAGGCAUUCGUUCUGAAAAGUCAACACACUCAUGCCCAAAAGAUGUGCUUGCUGCACUAGUAAAAAAACUAAGUCUUUGGUUUUCAAACAUAAGUACUCUUGCGUGGCAAUAGACAUGCCGAUGUACUGUCAAUAAAUAGACAAAAUAGGUUUUCUACUGGACAGAAAUAGAAAAAUAAGAAAAUAGACAUUAUUUUUGUUUCACUUUUUCCAAGACACGCUGCUUUGGCGGUGAGGAACACCGUGUGCCAUCCUCUGGCCUGGCACCGGACCAAAACUCAUCUAUCUCCUACAUCAAAACACCACUUCACACUAUCUUAAGUGGUUGACAAAGCUUUUGGGGCAGGGAGGAUGCUGCACAAACACCUCUAUUGACUGUGCAACUUGAAAUAACAGCGCUACAUUACGUCUAAUUAUUUUCAUGGGGUGCUUUGGUUGCUGCAACAGAAAAGGUCUUGCACUGUGGCUCUGAGGUAUGCUGCUUUCUUUGUGCUCUGAUUACUCACAUUGUGCUGGUGAAUAGUGCUUUAGUCAUUGCUGUCUAGCGUAACGUUUUCUUUUCCCGCACCCAGUGAUGUCACACUGAAUACAUUUUCCAUUGAGAAGAGAUAAGGUACUGAAAAAACGAGUCAGUAAGACAACCCGGAUAUUCAACGCUGUGGUGGUCAUGAUCUCCACUUAAAUCACAACUGUGUCUGAUAUUAUAUCUGGCUUAUUCAUGUGUUCUUAUAAAUAAAACAUGUGAGGUCUUCUGAAA